Molecule: messenger RNA, 2251 nt
Organism: Nymphaea colorata (pocket water lily)
Lineage: Eukaryota; Viridiplantae; Streptophyta; Magnoliopsida; Nymphaeales; Nymphaeaceae
Product: rab escort protein 1
Exons: 9
Coding region: 101-1738 (545 amino acids)
Biological process (GO): protein geranylgeranylation; vesicle-mediated transport; small GTPase-mediated signal transduction
Cellular component (GO): cytoplasm; Rab-protein geranylgeranyltransferase complex; cytosol
Molecular function (GO): GDP-dissociation inhibitor activity
Source: RefSeq, a predicted model, not a curated record
CCGAGUCCGAACCGUUAACUUCUUUCUUCUUCGUCUUCCUUUUCGCCUCCCUUUCUUCUUCGACUUCCUUCUGACCUCGUUCUCUGUAGGAGAGUAAUCGAUGGCUUCAGAAUUCCCGGAUAUAGAGCCGUCCCAAUUCGACCUCAUUGUCGUUGGCACCGGCCUCCCGGAAUCCAUCCUCGCCGCUGCUGCCUCUGUCGCCGGAAAAUCUGUCCUCCAUCUCGACCCUGCUCCGUUUUAUGGCUCCCACUAUGCCUCCCUCCCAAUCGACGACUUUACUUCCUUCCUCAAUUCCCACCAAGAGACUUCUUCUACACUGAAUGAGUCACCGUCGGCCGACGAAGAGAGCGCAUUCCUCACGGUGGGUCUGCAGAAGCGGCCGCUAUACUCCUCCGUGGAGAUCUCCUCUGGCGAUAUUGGUUCUCUUGGCCGACCCAGAAGCUUCAACCUGGACCUCUCCGGCCCUAGACUUUUGUUCUGCGCAGACUCAAUGGUGGACAUGAUCCUGAGGUCCUCGGCUAGCCACCAUCUCGAGUUCAAGAGCGUUGAAGCGAACUGCAUUUGGGUCGGGGGAGAAUUGAAGCCGGUGCCCGACUCGAGAGCGGCCAUCUUUCAGGAUCGUAGUCUGGGGUUGAUGGUGAAGAACCGGUUGAUGAAUUUCUUCAAGCUCGUACGUGGUCAUUUUGAUUCUGAAGGGGGAGAGAGGAUUUCGGACGAAGAUAUGGAGAAGCCGUUUGUCCAAUUCUUGACCGAGCAAGGACUGCCCGACAACGUCAAAUGUAUUAUUUUGUACGCAAUAGCGAUGGUGGACUAUGAUCAAGACAAUGCGGAGGCACAGAAUCUGAUCAAGACCAAAGAUGGGAUAGAGAAUUUGGCUCUCUAUAACGCGUCCAGUGGCAGAUUUUCCAACACAGUGGGGUCAUUUAUCUAUCCACUCUAUGGCCAGGGAGAGCUGCCUCAGUCAUUUUGUCGAUGUGCAGCAGUUAAAGGUGCUAUUUAUAUUCUUCGUAUGCCAGUGAUGGAGAUAAUCUGCGACAAGGAAAGCAGGCACUACAAGGGCAUCAAGAUAGCAUCAGGACAGAAAUUGUUGAGCAACCAUCUUGUCCUGGAUCCUUCAUUUACAGAUCCUGCAUCAGCCUUCAAUUCUCCCUCAUACGGGCAAAAUAAUGAGAACCAAAGAUCAUAUGUGGAAGUGGUUGAUGGUGUUCAAUGUAUCAAGCAGAAAGUUGCUCGAGCAGUCUGUGUAACAAGCAAGUCGCUGCAGUCAGAUUUAUCAAAUGUCCUUCUGGUUAUUCCUCCGAAAUCCUUAUACCCAGAGCAGCAGGUGUGCAUUCGAGCACUUCAGUUAGGUAGUAACUUAUCUGUUUGUCCACCAGACCUUUUUAUUGUAUACAUUUCAAUGUUAUGUGAUGAGGCUAGACAAGGAAAAAAUGCAAUAUCUGCAGCCAUGAAUGCACUUUUCAUGCUUCCUGUUUCUGAGAGUGCUGAGAAUGAUACAUCACUACAAAGUGAAAGCAGUGAGUCCAAAGAGAAGCCAAAACUUUUAUGGCAUGCAAUACAUGUUCAAGAGCUAACACAGCAUAAAUUGACUGAAGGUAUUGUCUCAUGCCCCAUGCCCGAUGGCAAACUGGACUACAGAGAUAUUCUACAAUCAACAAGAGAGCUUUUUCAGAAGAUGUAUCCAGAUGAUGAAUUUUUUCCAGAGGUGGCAGCUACAGAAAAUGUGGAGGAUGAUUGAAAGUGCUGAAUUGGGAACGGGAAAUGUCUUCAACAAAAGAAAACGUGUGCCUUUAAUUUCAGAUUUUGCAGAUCUUUAACAGGUUCUACAUUGCUUGUCGCUCCUGUGGAAUUUGCUGAUCUACUGACUCAUGCUUUGUUAUUUAGGCCCUAUAGAUUGGCUGGAAGGUUAUUUCUUCAUGUAUCUAUAUAGUUUUUCAUGAUUUUCAAAAUUUGUUGUUCUUUAAGAUGUUGCCCGAACAAAACGUUGACCGUGAGCCUGACUUACUUUGUCAGGGAUGGCAAACAAUUUAUAGAGUUUCUUGCGGUAUUGGACAAUUUUCUUGUACAUCACAUGAAAUCCAAAGCCUAUUUUCUUUACAUCAUCUCAGGAAUAGGCAUCAUUGGAGCUCAACGGUCCUACGCUUCUUUUUUACAAGAUGCCCAUGCAGUGGCUAAAACUUUGAGUGUCUUCGGAGAAUUUAUUGCAUGUAAUGUAACUGAGUGGCUAUUGUAUGUAAAAUCUUUCCUUUCA